Molecule: messenger RNA, 5234 nt
Organism: Oenanthe melanoleuca
Lineage: Eukaryota; Metazoa; Chordata; Aves; Passeriformes; Muscicapidae
Gene: FKBP15
Product: FKBP prolyl isomerase family member 15
Exons: 29
Coding region: 77-3745 (1222 amino acids)
Cellular component (GO): growth cone
Molecular function (GO): peptidyl-prolyl cis-trans isomerase activity
Source: RefSeq, a predicted model, not a curated record
CCCGCCCCGUGCCGGUGCCGCCGCUCCGUGAAGCGCCGCCGCCUCCCGCGCGUCCCCGCCCCGGCGCUCGCUGGCGAUGUUCGCGGCGGCGGAGGAGGACGACGCCGAUUUCCUGUCCCCGGCCAGCGGAGCCAGAUUAGCCUCUCUCUUUGGCCUGGAUCAAACAGUCUCAAGCCCGGGAAAUGAAUUCUUCCAGUUCACUGCACCAAAGCAGCCCAAGAAGGGUCAGGCAGCAGCUGGCCAGGCCCAGAAGGCACCAGUGGCACCAGCAGCCUCAGGAGCCCCCUCGGUGUUGGUGGCCACGGCAGUGCUCGCCUAUCGAUAUACGAACGGGCAGUACUUGAAGCAAGGCAAGUAUGGAGCAGCUGUAGUGGGGAACCAUGCUGCCAAAGAGUACAGGAUCCUCCUUUACAUCAGUCAGCAGCAACAGAUCACCUCUGCAAGGAUCCACCCAGGCUUCGUGCUCACGGUUCAGCCCAACAAUUACAGCACCUUCUAUGAUGAUCAGAGGCAAAACUGGUCCAUCAUGUUUGAGUCAGAAAAGGCAGCAGUGGAUUUCAGUAAGCAGGUGUGCAUUGCCAAAUGCAACAGCUGCCCAGCCCUGGACUCAGUCCUGUGCCAGGAUCUCCUGCUGGGAGAAGGGCAGGGAGUGGAAGGAGGAGACUCCCUGGAGGUUGCCUACACGGGAUGGCUGUUCCAGAACAAUGGCCUUGGACAGGUGUUUGACUCUAAUGUAAACAAAGACAAGCUGCUGCGGCUGAAGCUGGGAUCUGGAAAGGUCAUCAAGGGCUGGGAAGAAGGAAUGGUGGGCAUGAAGAAAGGAGGGCGAAGGUUCCUCAUCAUUCCUCCAGCCUGGGCCUAUGGGGCUCAGGGUGUGGCUGGUCGUGUCCCUCCAGACUCCACUCUGGUGUUUGAGGUGGAAAUCAGGAGGGUAAAGCUGGCAAAGGAGUGCUCUGGCUCAGAUGGGCUGAGUGUCAGUUCAAGGGACUCCCCUGCACCUUCUCCAGUUCCCAGCUCAGAUGGCUUCUCCUCAGACACAGGUUUAGUGCCUCCCUCCAGCAUCCCUCCAAAGCCUGGGGAGCCAGCUGUUCGGGCCAAGUCCAGCUCCAUCAGUGAGCAGCUUGCAAACCCAGAUGUAGCAAAGGCAAAGCUGAUUUCUCGGAUGGCCAAAAUGGGACAGCCCAUGCUGCCUUUCCUUGCAGGGACAGCAGGGAGUCAGCUGGACUCCAGUGACUCAGAAAUAGAGGAUCCCAAUACUCUGAGAGGGACAACACAGCCAGUGGCUCCAAGCAGACCCUCCCAGCCAGCUCAGGCAGUGCUGCCCACAGUGUCCACACAAGUACCUCAAGCAUCUGGUGCUGCAUCUUCAGUAUCUUCUGCUGCUUUAAUUCCUGCAACCAUCCAACCCCAUUCAGCUCUGCCUGGAGGAGCACAGGGCUUUCAGGCAUAUCCAGGAGUGCCAUUUGCUUACCCCCAAACUGCUGCAUCUGCCUCUCAACUCCAGCCUGUGGGGCAGAUGUAUCCUGCUCCUUACCAAGCACCUGGAGAUGUCACUUCCUUUUUGAUGACAGAAGCUCGGCAGCACAACACUGAAAUCCGACUGGCUGUGAGCAAAGUGGUGGAUAAAAUGGAUCACCUGGCUGCCAAGGUGGAGGAGCUGAAGAAGCAAAGCAGUGCUAACAGCUCCCUGCUGCCUGGCAUCUCCUCUGUCACUAUGGAAGCCUCCAUGAUCAUGAGCAACAUCCAGCGCAUCAUCCAGGAGAAUGAGAGACUGAAGCAGGAGAUAUUUGAGAAGAGCAGUCGGAUUGAGGAGCAGAAUGAGAAGAUCAGUGAGUUGAUUGAACGCAACCAGAGGUAUGUGGAGCAGAGUAACCUGCUGAUGGAGCAGAGGAACCACUCCCUGCAGACAACAAAUGAGAACACACAGGCAAGAGUGUUGCAUGCAGAGCAGGAGAAGGCCAAAGUUGCAGAGGAGCUGGCAGCUGCCACAGCCCAGGUGUCCCAGCUGCAGCUGGAGCUCACUGCCCACCAGAAGAAGGAGAUGGAGCUGAGGAAGCAGCUCUGCUGUGCUGUGCAGGAUGCAGAGAGACAGGAGGCACAGCUCAACAAGCUGCAGGCACAGGUGGCAGAGCUGCAAGAAGCCUCUCAGGACACUGAGAGCAGGUUCAAGGCUGAGAAGCAGAGCCGAAAGCAGCUGGACAUGAAGAUGGCAGCACUGGAGGAGGAGCUGGCAGACCUGAGGGUGGAAAAGGAGACUCUGGAGAGGAAUCUUGCAGAGAGGAAGAAGAAAUCCCUCUCAGAGAGAGCUCAGGCAGAGGAGGAGAUGGAGGAGACGCGCAGGUCGUACCAGCAGGAGCUGGACAAGCUCCGGCAGCUCCUGAAAAGGGCCAGGACCUCGACUGACCAGGCAGCAGCAGAGCAGCUGUCAGUGCUCCAGGCAGAGCUGGAGUCCCAGUGUGAAGCCAAAUGUGAGCGUGCCCUGGCCUCAGCCAAGGAGCAGCACGCCCGGCAGUGCCAGGAGCUGUGUGAGCAGAGGGACUCCCUGCAGCACCAGGUGGCCCAGCUGGAAGAGAAGCUCACAGCUCUCAAACACUCAAAAAAAGCAGAGGAGCAGAAGUUGUCUGAGGUUCAGCAACGUUUGGAGGAACUGGAGCCUAUCCAGGAGAAGUACUCAGCCCUGCAGGCAGAUGUGCUGCUGCUGAGGGCUCGCUACGAGGAACGGAUCCGACACCUGCAGGAGGACCAGGAUGGAUCUUCCCCUGCAGACUUCACUGAGCAGGUAAAGAAGACCAUGAAUGGUGUAUUUCAGUCUCUUCGGGGUGAAUUUGAGCUGGAUGAGAUGUACAGUGGCAGGACAGUCCUGGGGCUUGUCAUGAACACUAUCAAGACUGUGACACUGCAGCUGCUCAACAAACAGCAGGAGAAAGCAGAACAUGGCAGUGAAAAUGAGGAAUCUGGCACAGGAGCAGGGAAACAGGACGGAUCACCUGGAGCAAAGACUGAGCACAAAGAGCCCCUGCAGCACAGCCCAGCACAGAGCACUGCACCCCCAGCUGAUCCUGGGGAAGUGACCAGAGGCUCCCUGGAGUCUGAGCAGGAAGGCCAGGCUGCUCCUCACCCUGCCAGCCCCAGAGCUCCUGAGGAGAAGCAGGAGAGCCAGAGCAGGGGGGUGGCAGAAGAAGAAAAAGUUCAGGAGGAGCAUCUCCCUGUCCCUGGGCUGCAGCAGGGGCUGGACACUGCUGCCAUUGGCACAGCUGGCCCAGAGCAGGCUCCCUCUGCAGUGUCUGUGCAGGCAGAAGCUGCAGAACCUUCUGUUGCAGGAGCCCAGGCAGGAGAGGUGGAUGAGGCAGUGCUUCCAGCACAUCCAGCUGAGGAGCAGAAGGAAGAGGAGGCUGUGGGAGGUUUAGAGCCUCCUCCCUUAAACGGGGAGGAAGGGAGUGGCACAGACCCGUGGGAUGGAGCUGGCUCAGAGCAGGAACCUGCCUCAGUGUCCAGCAGAGCAGAGCCAGCCUCAGCUGUGCUGGGAGGAACUCCAGGAGCACAGGAACUGGGCUCCAGCCCCAGGCACACAGAUUCCAGCCUUUUUGAGGAUGACAACUUCUUUGAAACAGCAUCUCCUAAACCACUGAAGCCUCAGGUUCUCUCUGAAGAGGAGGAUGAGGAGGAAGUGAGCAUGAAGGGGCGUCCCCCCCCCGCGCCGCUCUUCGCUGACGAUGAUGAUGAUGAGCUGGACUGGCUGGGAUGAAGAUGUGCCUGCUGAGCCUCCUCUGGCCAUGGCCUCUCCCUGUGCUCUGAGCCCUGGGUGAGCUGCACACGUGGGACAUUGGGAAUGACCAGGGACUUCCCAGCUCCUGUCCUGCAGAUGGAUGGGGGCUGCACCAGGGGGCUCCUCUGCACUGCUGGGGGCUCAGCCCCUUCACUCUGAGCUGCCAAAUGCUCUGGGGCUGGGCUGAGUGCAGGAGCCACCCACUGUCCCCCUCCCCUGAGCCCUGGAUUCUUUAACCUCAAACUUUAUGCAAAUAGGAACUUGGUGAAGAGCUUCAGCAGAGCAAGUCUGCCAGGACUCUGCAGUUUAAAAAUCAGACUAAAAUCUCCUUCCCCAGUGAUGAACUCCUUGGAAUAUUUUUCUUAGUCCUCAGGGUGUCUCCCAGGGACCCUGCACCCUCUCCCCACUGUGUCUGAGCCAUGUGCCACUGGAGGUUCCCCCAGGAAUCCCAGUCAGGUGUUUCUGUGAGUCCCUGGCUCUGCACAAGCAGUCUGGGGAGCCCUGGGGGCUGAGGUGGGCACUGAGCUGUGGCACAGGGGGUGCUGCCCCUUGGAGCUCAAGCAGGGCCUGAGCAGCUGUGAUGGGUGCAAGGAGCCCAUCCCUGCCGUGUUAGUCACUCACAGGCAGCUCCUCUCCUGUGCCCAGAGCUGAGGUGGAUUUUGCUGGGCUGUGUUUCUCUGUGGGAGCAGCAGCACAGCUCUGGGAUGUGCUGCAUGUUUGGGAAAUCCUUCCCCACAGCCCAGCCCCUCUCCCGUGCCUUUGGCUCUGCUGCUGUUAAAAUGUGACCAUCCCAGCACCAGUUACACUGGAGAGAGGGGUGGGACACAAGGCCCAGGCUGGGCUGGGCACUUUGGGGUCACCCUGCACUCCAAGGGGACCAGGAGGGGAAAGGAGUGAGGACAGAGCUGGGCAAACAGCCCAGGGCUCUUACAGCACUUUUAUAUUCCACUCAUGGGCUCUAGCACAACUUCACCCCAGAAGUCUUUAAAAUAAACCCCUUCAUAAAUUGAAAGGACUGUUAAAAUAAUUCUACUAAUUCUAUGGUUUAGUUUCUACACCUGCCUUUACAGUUUGUGACUGGAGUUUGACCUGUGUCCCCCUACAGGUGAUUUAUUGGGAGGAAAGCCCCCAAAGAGCAGGGGGUGUUGCUGUUGGGGUUGGCUGGUCCCUGUGCCCCACCCUCAGUGCUCCAGCUGGGGCAGAGACCAAAGCCUGUGACAGCCACCCUGCUGCCAGGGAGGGUGACCUGAGCUGGGCCUUCCUGGGCAUCACUCAGUGCUGAUUAUGAGGGUGUUUGAAACUGGAUUUUCUGGGGAUGAGUGUCAGUGCCCUGAUGUGGCCCCUGGCCCCGUCCAUCAGUGAUCAUUGUUCAUACUAACAAGUUCCACUUCUUGUUCCCUAUUAAAAAUAGGUACCCUGAGGGAUUUGCAUUUCACUUCUUGGAAAAUAAAGUGCAAUUAAACCUGUA